This is a messenger RNA of Pelecanus crispus (Dalmatian pelican), 973 nucleotides long. Lineage: Eukaryota; Metazoa; Chordata; Aves; Pelecaniformes; Pelecanidae. The record is from RefSeq and is a predicted model, not a curated record.
GUACCCCUGAGAGUGACACCGUGUGCAAGAGAUGUCCAGAAGGAUUUUUCUCAAAUGAAACAUCAUCCAAAGCAGCCUGUCUAAAGCACACAAACUGUAGUGCACUAGGUUUCAAAAUAGCAUUGAAAGGAAAUGCAGUUCGUGACAACGUCUGUCAGGAAAAUACAGAUACAGCACCUCAAAAAUGUGGAAUAGAUGUAACCCUGUGCGAGGAGGCGCUUUUCAGGUUUGCUGUUCCUACUCAGCUCACACCUAACUGGCUGAACAUACUAGCGGACAGUUUGCCUGGGACAAAGGUUAGCACAGAAAAUAUCGAAAGGAUUAAACAAAGGCACAGUUCUCAAGAGCAGACCUUCCAGCUUUUGAAAUUAUGGAAGCAGCAAAACAAAGAACAGGAUAUGGUCAAGAAGAUUAUUCAAGAUAUCGAUCUUUGCGAAAAUAGUGUCUUGAAGAAUAUUGGCCACCCGAACCUCACCUUUGAACAUCUCAACACACUGAUGGCAAGCUUACCAGGCAAGAAGGUGGGAAAAGAAGAUAUCGAGCGUGCAAUGAAACUAUGUCAACCUACAGAGCAAGUUCUGAAGCUUCUCAAUCUGUGGAGAAUAAAGAACAGUGACCAAGACACCAUUAAAGGUUUAAUGUAUGGACUGAAGCACUUGAAAACAUACCACUUCCCAAAACGAACCAUCCAAAGUCUGAAGAAGGUGAUUAAGUUUCUUCACAGAUUCAGGAUGUAUAGAUUAUACCAGAAACUCUUUUUAGAAAUGAUAGAGAACCAAGUUAAAUCAGUGAAAGUAAGAAGUGUCUAAUUCAAGAUAUUUUUCAUUCUCCACUGACUAUUUUCCCCUAAUUACUGCCAGCAGUAAUUAAACUGGAACGUUGUUUCCCUACGUUAUGUCUUACUAUUUAUAGAAAUGCCUGACUGGAAUAGCUCUAAGUCUUUUGCAGAGUUUUUGGAGGGUUUUUUUUUAAU